AAUCAUGCGUGUAUUAUUAUUACACUGCACAAAGUAUUUCUUAUACAAUUUGUACUUAUCGGCUCCACCGUGUGGUCGACCUUAGCCAAUAGAUAAGUAUUCCCCUCAAAAAGUUUUUAGGUGUUACAUUAAAAAGCUGGUGAUGGCUAGUUUUGGAAAAAGGAAGCGAACUCAUGAAGAAGCUAAUGAAGACUCUAGCUCACAAACUGAUUCUCUAAAUCAUCUUCUUGUUUCUGCCUAUAGUUCUCUACCAAGAUGCUGUCGACCAGCUCCAUUCAGUAAUGAGCCUGAGGCUAUAAGGGAGAGACGAAACUGCAACUAUUCCAUUAAAAUUACCAUGGAAAUGGCUAAAAGUGGAGUUGUGCCAAGAAAAAUUAGAGUUUAUGCUGAUGGAAUCUACGAUCUCUUUCAUCAAGGUCAUGCAAGACAGCUUAUGCAGGCUAAAAGUGCUUUCCCAAACACUUAUCUUAUUGUAGGGGUUAAUAGCGAUACAAUGACACAUGAGAACAAGGGGAAAACUGUCAUGACAGAUGAUGAGAGAUAUGAAGCUGUUUCUCACUGCCGUUAUGUUGACGAAGUGGUCAGAGAUUGUCCGUGGGUAAUUGAUAAUGAUUUUCUACAAAAACAUAAGAUUGAUUUUGUUGCCCAUGAUGACUUGCCUUACACAAUAGGGGGGCAUGAUGAUGUUUAUAAAGAGAUCAAAGCCAAAGGCAUGUUCCUCGUCACUGAACGCACGGAAGGUGUAUCUACAUCUGAUUUGGUUUCUAGGAUAGUGAAAGAUUAUGAUCUAUAUGUGCGAAGAAACCUUGCCCGAGGUUAUUCUGCUAAGGAAAUGAAUAUCUCUUUCUUGAACGAGAAGAAAUUCUUGUUCCAGAAUAAGAUGGAUGCUUUACGUGAUAAAGGCAAGAUGCUGGUAGAAAACAUAGAAGGAAAGCGUAAUGAACUCAUUCAGAAAUGGGAAGAGAAAUCUCGUGAUUUCAUUUCAUCUUUUCUUGAUUUAUUUGGUCGAGAUGGAAGACUGAACAACUUAUGGCGAGAGAGUAGUGGACGACUUCGUAGAGCACUAAGUCCUCCAGCAAGUCCAAGCCGAGAAUGUUCAAAUUCACCACCCAAUAAAAUGUUUAGGUUUGAGAGCAGUUUUGACUUGUAUGGAACAAGUAGGAGUCAGUAUUAUAUGGAUGAGACUGUUGAGCCAAAUGAAUAAUUCCAUGACUAUCUGUAUUAUUAAGCUCUGUUUGUUUCAAUGGUUAAAAAAAAAAAA
This is a messenger RNA of Limulus polyphemus (Atlantic horseshoe crab), 1261 nucleotides long. RefSeq names its product choline-phosphate cytidylyltransferase B-like. The transcript is spliced from 8 exons. The record is from RefSeq and is a predicted model, not a curated record. Bases 143 to 1204 code for a protein of 353 amino acids. NCBI's taxonomy places the organism in Eukaryota, Metazoa, Arthropoda, Merostomata, Xiphosura, Limulidae. Gene Ontology annotation, molecular function: phosphatidylcholine binding; choline-phosphate cytidylyltransferase activity. Gene Ontology annotation, biological process: CDP-choline pathway.